Molecule: messenger RNA, 958 nt
Organism: Nicotiana tabacum (common tobacco)
Lineage: Eukaryota; Viridiplantae; Streptophyta; Magnoliopsida; Solanales; Solanaceae
Source: RefSeq, a predicted model, not a curated record
CAAAAAACAAAACCCCAAUUAAUUAUUCUCUCCCUUUUCUUGGGCGGUACGAGAGUAUGCACCACAACCCCAACACCACCACCCCCUAUCUCUCUCCCAAAGCUUUUCAAACUCGUUUAUCUCUCCACAGUUCUCAUACCCUUCAAAGCUUCUCUCUCUCUAGGGUUUCCGUCUCACCGAUCUCACUACAACUCCAUUCCAUUCCCGAAGCCCCCACUAAACCACACACUAACAUCAUCACAAUCUUACUCAACUCGAUCCGCGUUGACUCACUUCCAUGGCGGAAGAUUCAGUUGCAGUUCCAGUUCCCUCGUCAACCAAUACGGCGCCGUUAGGUCACUCAGUGAUUCCUAUAGUGAACAAGCUCCAAGACAUCUUCGCACAGCUCGGUAGUCAGUCCACCAUCGAGCUGCCUCAGGUGGCUGUCGUUGGUAGUCAGAGUAGCGGCAAAUCGAGUGUUCUGGAAGCCCUUGUCGGUCGCGAUUUCUUGCCUAGGGGUUCUGACAUCUGUACUAGGCGCCCGCUCGUUCUGCAGCUUAUACAGACCAAACGUAAGCCGGAUGGAACUGAAGAGGAAUGGGGAGAGUUUUUGCACCUUCCUGGCAAGCGAUUCUUUGAUUUCAAUGAAAUUCGUAGGGAGAUUCAGGCGGAGACAGACCGGGAAGCAGGCAUGAAUAGAGGUGUUUCAGAUAAACAGAUACGUUUGAAAAUUUUCUCACCGAAUGUUCUUGAUAUUACACUUGUGGAUUUGCCGGGCAUAACAAAGGUGCCUGUUGGUGAUCAGCCUUCUGAUAUUGAAGCCCGGAUCAGAACAAUGAUAAUGUCGUAUAUUAAACUUCCGAGCUGCUUAAUAUUGGCUGUAACACCUGCUAAUGCUGACUUAGCUAACUCAGAUGCUCUUCAGAUAGCUGGAAAUGCUGAUCCUGAUGGGUAUCGGACCAUUGGUGUAAUCACUAAG